Esox lucius (northern pike) is the source of this 1610-nucleotide messenger RNA. Its product is annotated as transcription elongation factor A N-terminal and central domain-containing protein. Gene Ontology annotation, biological process: DNA-templated transcription. Bases 289 to 1419 code for a protein of 376 amino acids. NCBI's taxonomy places the organism in Eukaryota, Metazoa, Chordata, Actinopteri, Esociformes, Esocidae. The record is from RefSeq and is a predicted model, not a curated record. The transcript has 2 exons. Gene Ontology annotation, cellular component: nucleus.
CUAGUACAAGGACGACACGCACAAGUGCGGACAGGCUGGACUGCUGCAAAGGUCCCAGAAAUUAUUUGAUAUGGUCCAAAGACGCCCUGCUGCAGGAUUCGUGGUUUCAGUUGUAACAGGACACUGGGACCAACCAGUCUGUUUUGCUGUACAGCGGGUUUUAUACUUGACCGUCAAUCUCUGACUAGCCCGACCCCACCCAUCCUGUCUAUCCACUCCGUUCUGCAGUAACAAAGGGGAGAGGGCCAAACUGUAUCACUGGUGAAAAUCUCUACAAAAAUCACCACCAUGGACGCAAAACGGAUCACUUAUCAUGCUCAUCAAAUCAAAAAAUGUUAUGCAGAAGGUAACUAUGGAAACAUUAUCCCUCAUCUAACUGCCCUUGAUUAUGGCUCUGUGACUUUGCAGCAUCUGGAAGACACUGACAUCAUGAAGGUUCUUUAUGGACUCCUCAAAAACUGCCCAGACACAUCAAUAAAAAAAACUGUCAAGCAGCUUUUGUCAAAAUGGAAGAAACUCUACAGUCAUCCCUAUCGCAUCUCAAAGGAGAACAUAAAAGAAGAAUUUACUGUAAUUGGAGAGAGCACUCUGACUGACAAAGCUUGUCUGACGGACAGCCGCGAGGUAGCUGCUGGUGACUCUAGUAAACCAGCAGAGCUGAGGGCAUCUUGUGAACAUGUGUCUUCCAAUACAGGGUCCAGACAAGGAAGAACACCUACCAGUGGGAAAGACCCUGUGAAGGAUAUCGGAGAAGGAGUGUCAUCAUCUUGCCAAGUAACUGGAGAUUCACCGUCUGGAUCAGGAUUGUCUAUCCCCUCGAAUGAUUUUGGAGCCCCUGCCCCCAUUUCAGAGGGUAGUACCCCUAGCUGUAAGCACUCCGCCGAGUCUGCGUUGAGAUCCCAGUGCACCCGACUCCUCCACGGCGCCCUUGAUCCAGAAACGACAGAGGGGAGAUCUGCUGUUCUGGCCCACGUCAUCGAGGAGCACAUCCACGCUUUUCAGUGUGGAAACCAGGUCAAAUACAAGGCCUGCAUCAGAAGCAAGGUGUCCAACCUAAGAAACCCCAAAAAUGGCCACCUCCGUCAGGGUCUCCUGGGCGGCAGCCUGGCGCCAGAGGUCUUUGCCAGGAUGUCCGCGGACGAGAUGGCCGGCGAGGAGCUCCAGCGGCUGAGGGAGGAGUACUCGCUGCAGGGGGUGAGGGAGAGGCAGCUGCCCCAGGGCGUGGAGGGGACACCCACCCGGAAGCUGCGGUGCUCUCGGUGUGAGGCGUCAGACUGCAGGGUGACCCAGGUGUCCCGUGGCGCCCUGUUCCUGCCGGCGUGGGUCCGGCAGGCCACGGCAGACCAGGACGCCAUGACCUUUGUGACAUGUAGUGGGUGUGGGGAGCAGUGGUACCACAGUGGAUGGAACUGUCUCUGAUCUGGCUUUGUUUUUUUUUUUUUGGUCCUUCUGAUAUGGUUUUACACGAUCAAACAGAAUAUUGUUAUGCUUUAUGGAAGAAAUUGCUUGUAUGGUUAUUUAAUUGUUUAAUUACUAUAUGCAUUGCAUUAAUUGUAUGUUGUGUUAUAUCGCAUAGUAUAAAACUAGACCACCAAGCAGUUUUUUUACUC